AUGCUGUCGGAAUCAACAGCAGGGUUAGGGUUCGACGAUCUCGCCGCACAGGCUGCCGGCCGUCAGGCGGCGAGGACGCGAAAGCUGGCAAGCGCGACCUCAAAAGAGAACACCGGGACGGACCUAUUUCGCAUGAAAAAGUUCCACCACGUGGAGUUCUACUGCGGGGACGCCACCGCCGCGGCCAGCCGUUUCGUGUGGGGCCUGGGCAUGAAGCUCGUCGCCAAGUCCGAUCAGAGCACAGGGAACGCCCAGCACGCUAGCUACGUGGUACAGAGCAACGACCUCCGCUUUGUCUGCACCGCACCCUACUCCCUGGCCACGACGCCAACAACAGAGGGGGGAGCAGGAGACCGACGAGACCCCUCUUCGCGUGUCGUUGAUGUCGGCGAGUCCGGUGGUUCACCGCUGCCGGGCUUCGAUCCCGCAGCGGCUCACGAGUUUUUCCGGCGGCACGGGCUCGCUGGACGGGCGAUCGGGAUAGAGGUCGAGGACGCGGCCCACGCUUACGAGCAGUGCAUCGAGCACUGCGGCAGCGACGGCUCUAACGCUAGCGUCCGUCGGCCAACGCGCGUUACCGACGUCGACGGGCGGGGUAGGGCGACGAUAUCCGAAGUCAGAGCGUAUGGAGACGUCGUGCUGAGGUUCAUCAGCUUCGAACCGGAAUCGAAAAUGGUCGGGGAGGGAGACAUAGGCGGCGCCAAAGGUGGUGGUGAUGGUGGCAGGUUCGAGGGGGCCUUCUUGCCGAACUUCGUGGAUAUCGAGGGCGAGGAGGCGCGGGAGGAUUUCGGGCUGCAGCGGGCGGAUCAUGUCGUGGGGAAUGUGUGGGACAUGCUGGAACAGGGGGAGUACAUGACCAGCAUGACAGGGAUGCACGAAUUCGCCGAGUUCGCAGCUGCCGAUGUCGGCACGGUGGACAGCGGCCUGAACAGCAUUGUCUUGGCCAGCAACAACGAAAUGGUGCUGCUUCCCCUCAACGAGCCGACCUUCGGCACCGCAAAGAAGAGCCAGAUCCAAACCUUUCUGGAGCAGAAUGAUGGCCCCGGUCUUCAGCACAUUGCGCUCAAGACGAACGAUAUCUUCCGUACGAUGAGGCUCAUGAGGGCGAACUCGGGCCUCGGGGGCUUCGAGUUCAUGGAACCGCCGGGAGCGUCUUACUACCGGGAUGUUCCGCGAAGAAUACCGUCCCUCACGGAAGACCAACUGCGGCAGCUCGAGGAGCUCGGCCUCUUAGCCGACAAGGACGAAGACGACGGGGUGCUCCUCCAGGUGUUCACGAAGCCCGUGGGCGAUCGACCCACCCUCUUCUUCGAGAUCAUCCAGCGCAUCGGUUGCGCGUUCGAAGCCACGGACGGCGACAAUGAGGGGGACCGGGGGGUCUUCGGUCCUGCAGACGAAGAUGAGCGCGGGGUGCGCGUUUCUUCUAGGGUCGAGGAGGGAGAGCUGUUGCAGAGAGGGGGGUGCGGAGGCUUCGGACUCGGGAACUUCAAGGCUCUCUUCGAGUCGAUCGAGAAGUACGAGAGCACCCUCGCCAUCGGCGUGGAUGCGUGACUGGUGACUUGUGUUUGUUUUUGGAAAUAUGCUUUACUGAAGAGCUUGUUGUGGUGUAAAGGUGGCCAGUUCAGCGUUCGGUCUGCGGGAAAACGUCACACUGGCAACUGCUGUGUGCGGUGUUGAAAGCCAGGUAUUGGAAUCAGACAGACACAGGGGGUAGGGGUACAUAGGUGUCGUCUUAUUUCUUCCUGGAAUGGAACCAACGGCAUGAACGUAGAGGUCUGUCUGUAGGCCAGACAGGUGCAGUAGUAUUUGGGUGUCGAUAGACGAUAGAAAGAUGAGCAGAACUUAGAGGUGCAUGGUGGAACUCUCUGGUGGUGCGUAUACAGAUGGCGGUCGGUGGUUAUUAGCCUACCGAGUACAUCAACACACAG
Messenger RNA from Ectocarpus siliculosus, 1928 nucleotides. The record is from the annotation of a GenBank genome assembly. NCBI's taxonomy places the organism in Eukaryota, Phaeophyceae, Ectocarpales, Ectocarpaceae.